GUCAUUCUUAAAGCACUGGAUGUGGGAACAAGACAUUUCCUAGGAAGAUGGUGGCAGAAAAAGAGACCCUGAACCUAAAUAAAAGUCCAGAGAAGAUGAUGAAGAGGACCAAACUACAGCCGCAACAGCCACUCCCGGUACACCAGCCGCACUCCCUGGUUUCUGACGGCUUCACUGUCAAAGCCAUGAUGAAAAAUUCAGUCGUGAGAGGCCCUCCAACUGCAGGAGCAUUUAAAGAACGACCAACAAAACCCACAGCAUUUCGAAAGUUUUAUGAGCGAGGAGACUUCCCAAUUGCCCUUGAGCAUGACUCCAAAGGAAACAAGAUAGCCUGGAAGGUAGAGAUCGAAAAGCUGGAUUACCAUCACUAUCUGCCUCUGUUUUUUGAUGGGCUUUGUGAGAUGACAUUUCCCUAUGAGUUUUUUGCUCGACAAGGAAUCCACGACAUGCUGGAACAUGGGGGAAACAAGAUACUUCCUGUCAUUCCGCAGCUCAUUAUUCCAAUAAAAAAUGCAUUGAAUCUCCGUAACCGGCAGGUCAUCUGUGUCACACUCAAAGUCCUUCAGCAUCUAGUUGUUUCAGCUGACAUGGUGGGUGAGGCUUUGGUGCCCUACUACCGGCAAAUUCUCCCCAUCCUAAACAUCUUUAAGAAUAUGAAUGUUAACUCUGGAGAUGGCAUUGACUACAGCCAACAGAAGAGAGUAAACAUUGGAGACUUGAUCCAAGAGACACUGGAAGCAUUUGAGCGCUUUGGAGGAGAAGAUGCUUUUAUAAACAUUAAAUAUAUGGUCCCCACCUAUGAAUCAUGCUUGUUAAACUAACAGAUAGAACAGCUGUGUUAAUGGGGAAGGUUCCAUUUAUGUUCUAAUCAUCUAUCUCUGACAUUCUUCAACAUCUUGUUAUUUAUGACUCCUUUUUUCUACAGCUGCUAAAAUAGUGGUUUCUGGGCCAUUAGACUGUUAUCACUGUUGUGAACAAGGCUUUCCAAUACAUAAAUAGUGCCUGUUUCUUAGA
Trichosurus vulpecula (common brushtail) is the source of this 1014-nucleotide messenger RNA. It is a transcript of the gene PACRG, whose product is annotated as parkin coregulated. Gene Ontology annotation, cellular component: neuron projection; cytosol; vesicle. NCBI's taxonomy places the organism in Eukaryota, Metazoa, Chordata, Mammalia, Diprotodontia, Phalangeridae. Gene Ontology annotation, molecular function: Hsp90 protein binding; Hsp70 protein binding. The record is from RefSeq and is a predicted model, not a curated record. The transcript is spliced from 5 exons. Bases 48 to 821 code for a protein of 257 amino acids.